AUGAGCUCCAACAAUGGUGUUACGGGCAAGCUAUCAAGCAGAGUCAUGAAUAUGAAGUUCAUGAAAUUCAUGAAGAACGACGACGACGAAAGUUCAAAUUCUAAUACACCAUCAAACGCCAAUUCAGACACAGAAUCCACAGAACAGAAAUGGAAACAGUUUGGUCGAGAUAACUCAGAGUGGGAUCUCAAUAGUUGCAAUGACGAUGUGAAAGAAGACUCAGGCAAGGAAAAGAAAAAAGUAAAAAAACUAGUGUAUAAGAAGCGACCUCAUCUCAUAGUCUCCAAUGUUGGGUACAGUGAAUUGCGAAAAUCGGAAGACCUGAUAACUGGAAGAAAAACUUUUGGCAGCAAUACCGACGAAGCCAAUCCCAAGAAGAGAAAGCUUGAAGAAGGCGAACAAGAAGAAGAAGAGGGAAAAGGCUAUGAUCAAAAAAAGGAAGCCGCAGGAAAACAAGACGAAGGAGAGGAUGACUACGACCUGGAUAAAUUAUUCAAGGAUAGCAUGAAGAAGAAAAAGACUAACCAAGUCAAGAAGCCGAAAAAGAAAAAGUCAAAACAAUAG
This is a messenger RNA of Saccharomyces eubayanus, 564 nucleotides long. It is a transcript of the gene MPP6, whose product is annotated as Mpp6p. The coding region runs from base 1 to 564 and encodes 187 amino acids. The record is from RefSeq and is a predicted model, not a curated record. The transcript has a single exon. Lineage: Eukaryota; Fungi; Ascomycota; Saccharomycetes; Saccharomycetales; Saccharomycetaceae.